This is a messenger RNA of Tuber melanosporum (Perigord truffle), 1711 nucleotides long. RefSeq lists its product as uncharacterized. The transcript has 13 exons. Gene Ontology annotation, biological process: transmembrane transport. Gene Ontology annotation, molecular function: transmembrane transporter activity. The record is from RefSeq and is a predicted model, not a curated record. NCBI's taxonomy places the organism in Eukaryota, Fungi, Ascomycota, Pezizomycetes, Pezizales, Tuberaceae. Gene Ontology annotation, cellular component: membrane. The coding region runs from base 52 to 1494 and encodes 480 amino acids.
AUUUCUUUGUCGUGCCUGACAUCCUCUCCUCUCGCAAAACACCUACCCAUAAUGUCCGCCUCUAGAUGUUCCCUAGACUCAAGCUCUCCCUUGCUAAAAUCAACUAACCCCGAAACCGGGAGAGAUGGUGACACGGCUCAGCUCCUCGCACUAGGACAUAAGCCAGAGCUAAAGCGGAACCACACAAAGCUGUCUAUGCUAGGUCUCGCAUUCGCCAUAUUAAACUCAUGGACGGCUUUAGUUUUUGAGUGCUUGGCCGACGGGCAAUACCAUUGGGUAGCAGAGAUUUCGCCAAAGGACUGCUACCGGUGGAAGCUUGGCAGGGCAAGUUAUUGCUGGGGUUGUGGGGUUGAUGCGCCCGGAUUACAAAUUGUCGAAUUUGGAGAUCUUUUGGAUAUAUUCUGUUUUUACGAUUGUUUCGUUCCUAAUCAACGCAGUGCUUUUCUUUGGUCCAUUUCUGGACUCGCUAUUAUCUCGGCAACUCUAUUGGUGACAGCACCAGAGUACCAACCUGCCGACUUUGUUUUCAGAGAGUUUGUCAACGAGACUGGCUGGCCUGAUGGAGUUGCCUGGCUACUGGGUUUCCUACAAGGAGCGCUGGCACUCACUGGAUAUGAUGCUGUUGCUCACAUGAUCGAGGAGAUUCCGAAUCCGACCAAGGAAGGGCCGAUAUUGAUGGUGCGUGCUGUGAUGAUUGGCAUGGGUACUGGGUUCGCUUUUCUUACCGUGCUAUUAUUUUGCAUGGGAGACAUUCAGGGCGUAAUUAGUGCUCCCGAGGGACCGUUAUUGUCGAUCUUUUUUCACGCCACAAGAAACAAAGCUCUUUCAGCAUGCCUUCUAAUCUUCCCGUUAGGUUGUCUCCUCUUUGCGUCUACAACCCUUAUGACAACCUCCUCCCGAAUCCUCUACGCCUUUGCCCGAGACAAUGGUCUUCCAUUUUCAACUGUAUUUGCGACCAUUCAUCCAACAUUACAAGUGCCACUGAAUUCCCUCCUCCUGACCACAAUUCCAGUCCUGCUUCUUGGAACUUUAUACCUCAUUUCCACUACUGCGUUAAACGCAAUAUUCUCCGCCGCAGUCAUUUCGCUGGCUCUAUCAUAUGGGUUCCCAGUCCUAAUCAAUGUCCUAACUGGCCGCAAGAAGCUCCCCGAUGACCGAGACUUUAAGUUACCGGGUAUCAUGGGUUGGAUCUGUAAUCUUAUAGGGUUAGGUUUUGUAGUCGGGUGCACAGUGCUCUUUAUCCUUCCACCACAACUCCCGGUGACUAGGGAAAACAUGAAUUAUUCCUUUUUGGUAUUUUCAAUAAUUGUCGGGAUAUCCACGUUGGCCUAUCAUUUUGAAGGGAAGGGUGUAUUUACUGGGCCCGUGACCGGGGAUAAUCACCUCCACCACCCUGUCCCGCAAAGAGGGUUCAAGGCGGAUGCGGAAGGCGGCUGGAGGCCAGGAAUGCCUAUCCCAGCGUACGAUUCUGGGGAGGAGGAAGAGGAGGAUUAAAGUGUCGUCACCCUUUGCCACCGAGAUGUUGGAAAGUAGAGAUGGUUUUCCGGUUUUUCAUAGGGGCACGGCCCUGUGGUUUUAGCAGUGUGGGUGGCGGUGGUUGGCAUUUUGGGAGCUAUGUUGGUGCCUUUACGAUACCCUAUUAUGAUAGAACUGCUCGAGAUUGCCAUUUGCAAUUUGCAAUUUAUCUCAAAAUACGAUCUCAUCUACCGUA